ACAGCGUGCUCAUUAAUCACGGCAGCCAGGGGGCACAGCGCAGAAACAGAUUCUCGCCAAAAUAACAAGCACAAAAAGUCCAUUGUCGGAGCUACAUGUACAUGCACAAGCUAAUCGAAACUAUUUAGACUUCCAAUCUCUCUUGCCUUUUUAACUGAGAGAGUUGCACUGCUUCUCUGACAGCAAUGUGCUGUAGUGGACUCACUGGGAGGACUUUAUGGACAGUGACAUUAGCAGAAAUAUUGCUAGUUGUGAUAUUAGCAGCUCGCUGGAGUGAGACUCUGGAUUAUGAUUAUAACACUACUAGCGGUUUCGAAUACUUGAUGGACCCGGAGAACUCCGAAGACAUCUAUAAGUAUAAGGACCCGUGCAAAGCCGUUGCUUUCUGGGGAGACAUAGCUUUAGAUGAAGAGGAUAUGAAGUUGUUUCACAUAGACAGAACCGGUCAGAUAACAAAGCUCACAGCAGGAACAAGACGACACAAUACAGGUGGUCUCAGGGAGAAAAUCAAUCCUGCAAGCCAGAACUCCACCACAGCAGCAAACCAGAAAAGCAGAAAAGUUAUAAAGGGCCCAAUGCAGAGACUUGCUCCAGAUACCACACAAAAGAAGAAAAGGAAUAAAAGAGUUUCUAAGGGAGCCAGUGAAGUUGCAAGCCGAGUGCGAAGGGCUGCAACAUCGCGCCAGGAGAGGAUAUGGCCAGGAGGCGUUAUUCCCUAUGUGAUAGGAGGAAAUUUCACCGGUACCCAAAGAGCCAUAUUUAAACAGGCCAUGAGACAUUGGGAGAAAUACACAUGCGUCACCUUCGUAGAGAGAACAGAUGAAGAGAGUUUCAUUGUGUUCACCUAUCGGCCAUGCGGGUGCUGUUCCUAUGUGGGACGGCGUGGUGGAGGUCCCCAGGCCAUUUCUAUAGGCAAGAACUGUGACAAAUUUGGCAUUGUCGUCCACGAGCUCGGCCACGUGGUUGGGUUCUGGCAUGAACACACUCGACCAGACCGUGACAGCCAUGUCACGAUCAUAAGGGAAAACAUACAGCCAGGGCAGGAGUACAACUUCCUGAAGAUGGAGCCCGGUGAAGUGAAUUCUCUGGGAGAGACCUACGACUUUGACAGUAUAAUGCACUAUGCCCGGAACACCUUCUCAAGGGGUGUUUUUUUGGACACCAUUCUUCCACGAAGAGAUGAUAACGGCUUGAGAUCUCCCAUCGGGCAGCGAAUCCGCCUCAGUCAGGGAGACAUCGCACAAGCAAGAAAACUGUAUAAAUGCCCAGCAUGUGGAGAAACGCUUCAGGAUACGACAGGGAACUUCUCAGCCCCUGGAUUUCCAAAUGGCUACCCUUCAUAUUCACAUUGUGUUUGGAGGAUCUCUGUUACUCCGGGGGAGAAGGUUAUUUUAAACUUCACCACAAUGGAUUUAUUCAAAAGCCGUCUUUGCUGGUAUGAUUACAUAGAAGUACGGGAUGGAUACUGGAGAAAAGCCCCACUACUGGGCAGAUUCUGUGGAGAUAAAGUUCCAGAACCAAUCCGCUCCACUGACAGCAGGCUCUGGAUUGAGUUCCGCAGCAGCAGCAACAUUCUGGGCAAAGGAUUCCUCGCAGUGUACGAAGCUAUUUGCGGAGGGGAAAUCAAAAAGGAUGUGGGGCAGAUCCAGUCCCCGAACUAUCCAGAUGACUACCGGCCUUCAAAGGAGUGCAUCUGGAAAAUAACAGUAUCAGAGGGGUUUCAUGUGGGACUCGCAUUCCAAGCCUUUGAGAUUGAGAGACAUGACAGCUGUACUUAUGACUAUCUGGAGAUCCGCGAUGGAGAAGAUGACGACAGUCCUUUGAUAGGACACUACUGCGGGUAUGUGAAGCCAGAAGAUGUCAAGUCCACCUCCAACAAACUAUGGAUGAAGUUUGUGUCUGAUGGCUCUAUUAACAAGGCUGGCUUUGCAGCCAAUUUCUUCAAAGAGGUUGACGAGUGCUCAAGGCCAGGAAAUGGCGGGUGUGAGCAGCACUGUGUGAACACUCUUGGCAGCUACAAGUGUGCCUGUGACCCUGGGUACGAGCUCGCUCCCAAUAAGCGGAGCUGUGAAGCUGCAUGUGGUGGCUUCAUCACCAAACUCAAUGGCACCAUUACAAGCCCUGGGUGGCCGAAGGAAUACCCAACAAAUAAAAACUGUGUGUGGCAAGUCGUGGCUCCCGCCCAGUACAGGAUCUCCUUGCAGUUUGAGAUCUUCGAACUGGAAGGCAAUGAUGUUUGCAAGUACGACUUUGUGGAGGUGCACAGUGGGCUGUCUUCUGAUUCAAGGCUACAUGGCAAAUUCUGUGGCUCAGAAAAGCCCGAAGUCAUUACCUCUCAGUUCAACAACAUGAGAAUAGAGUUCAAGUCGGACAACACUGUGUCUAAGAAAGGCUUCAAGGCCCACUUUUUUUCUGAUAAGGACGAGUGCUCCAAGGACAAUGGCGGCUGUCAGCACGAAUGCACCAACACAUUCGGCAGUUACUCCUGCCAUUGUAGAAACGGCUUCAUUCUGCAUGAGAAUGCGCACGACUGCAAAGAAGCUGGAUGUGAACACAAGGUGACUAGCGCUGAGGGUGUGAUAAGCAGUCCAAACUGGCCUGACAAGUACCCCAGCCGUAAAGAGUGUACAUGGGAACUCUCUUCCACUGCUGGGCACCGUGUUAAAAUUGCGUUCAACGAGUUUGAGAUGGAGCAGCAUCAGGAGUGUGCCUACGAUCAUCUGGAGUUGUAUGACGGACCCAACAGCAAGUCUCCAAUCCUCGGUCGAUUCUGCGGGAGCAAGAAACCGGAUCCGGUCAUCACUUCGGGAAACAAAAUGUUCCUCCGAUUUUACUCUGAUGCCUCGGUCCAAAGAAAAGGGUUCCAAGCAAAGCACAGCACAGAGUGUGGGGGUCGAUUGAAGGCCGAGAUUAGGACGAAGGACCUCUACUCUCAUGCCCAGUUUGGGGAUAACUUCUACCCAGGACAGUCCAACUGUGACUGGGUGAUCGUGGCAGAAGAUGGAUAUGGAGUGGAGCUGAUUUUCCAGACUUUUGAAAUUGAAGAGGAAUCUGAUUGCGGGUAUGACUACAUGGAAAUCUAUGAUGGCUACGAUAGCACAGCACCCAGGCUUGGCAGAUUCUGUGGCUCAGGGCCUCCAGAAGAAAUCUACUCGGCGGGAGACUCUGUAAUGAUUCGCUUUCACUCAGAUGACACAAUCAAUAAAAAAGGAUUCAACGCCCGUUACACCAGUACCAAAUUCCAGGAUGCCUUGCAUAUGUGAAGAGCCAGUGAAUUAUCUCAGCCUUCAUGGUAAAAUGUAAGACUAUUUAAAAAAGAAUAAGACAAAAACAUGUAAGAUAUUUUACUGUCAGUCUUUGGGAGUUGAACUUUAAUCAAGAGUAUUUUUCUGCAAAUAAAAAUUAAAUAUGCUAUUCAAGCAUGCCAGUAUUCUAAGGACCAAAUAUUUUAGUAAUUUACUAUAUCAAGCCAUAGGACAGUAAAAGGUAGUUUAGCAGGGUUUCAGAACAAAGUGGAUAGCUGAAAAUGAAGCAUCUUCUUUCAUAUCGUUCCAAGUGAUAGGGGGUUCCUGUUAGAGGGCACAUCCUGCAAACUGUGAGUUUUUAGGACACGUCGCUACUGAGUUUUUUUUAUCAACUUUCAGAAAUGCUACUAAAUACAGGUAACUAAUUUAUGUAACUGCAUACAUGAACAAGCUACAGUGCACUGUAACUUCUGUGUAGUUUGAAGUGUAGCUCCAUUUUCUGGCAAACCUUAGUCAGUUAAAAUGUGAAUCUUAAACAUUAUAUAUAUAUAUAUACACACACACAGACAUACACAGGCAUCUUGUGCAAUAGCAAUUGUAAAGUGCAGGACUCCUGCAAUGUACUGUCUCAUUAUCAGAUGGCAUAUUCAUAGGUACUGUAUAGAUCUUUGUGAUCUGUGACAUUGCCAGUGUUAUAGUCUGAUUGUGCAGCAGCAGCCGCAGCAGUCUGUUGAUGCAGUGACUACCACAGCACUGUGUUAUUAGACAAGAAGUUUUCUGUUGAGGUUUCUUUUCCUUUGUUGGAUAGUGAAGGGUUUCUUUGCUAUGCUUUUGUAAUGUGUGUGUUUUGUCUUAACCAAGAGAAUCUGAAAAUAGAAAUGCAAUUAUUUUAGUGGGCCAGCUGUGACUUGUAACUACUGUAUUUUCUAUUUUAGCAAUCAUUGGAGUUCAGGCAUGCUGUGUAAAAAAAAAAAAAAAAAAAACACUGUGACAUACUGUUCAGAAUCAGAUGAGCUGCAGAGGGGUUCAACCUUCAAGAAUAAGUGUCUUGGGUUGAUUUGUAAUACAAUAACUGAGGCACCCCCAAUAGUAAUGGCAUACCCUACACAAACGUUAUACUGCCUGCACUUUGAACACUGUCAUCAGUAUUGGUUACCACACUAGAAAAAGGACAUUGAGGAUACAAUUUGGUGUACAGUUUUUAUUAGCUGAGCUAUAGUGUAUGUUUAGCUAUACUGAGUGAAAAAAAAACAGACUGUACAGUAUUUAGAUUUAUCAGAUUUUUAAAUGCGUAGGCUACAGUGGUAUAUUUUGAGUGACUAUUAUUUGACAAUAAACUAGUAAAAAUAUUUCACAAACAUUUUGACUAGAAUCUACAAAUCACUCAAUAAGGUAAGUUUGUUUCCUAGUAGAAAAUACUUUUUUUUUUUUUUCAUAAGUACUGGUAAAAGUAGUUUUAAGUGAAACUUAACCCUUUCAGUCCUGAAUUAUUAUUGUCAUGCUGAACAAUAAACUCCUUUAUUAAGUAUUCAUAAGAACAGGACAAAAACAUGUUCUUGCAUAUAUUUAAACACUACCUCAGACUGGGACCUAGGAGUCCUGUGAGGUUCCAACGUGAUUUUCAUUGGCAUAUGUUAAUAUACGGCUCUAAGGCGGGACCUUGAAGUCCUGCCAGGGCUGAAAGGGUUAAUAUUAAAUACUGCAAGUCUUUUUUGAAUGGCCAAAUUUCUGAAAAUUUCAAUUUCUGAAAAGUCUAAGUCGGCUGUUUGAAAUUUCAUGGUUUCUCUGUAUAUUUCCCUCACAAGUACAUAAUACUGUUUGGAACACCCAACACUCAAUGAGACACCCAGUUACUGUUAUUGUGGAAACUGUAGCUGGUACAGUACAUGACCAGAAAACAACAACAUUUGGUCUGCUUAGGACCAGGUUUGACCUGUGUGUCACUGUUUUUUAGUGCCUGAAAAUAAACAAACUUGGAAUUGGUCAUCACCCCUGGUUCUCGAUGUCAUGGAGAACAUCCCUCAAUCAACUUCAUUGAAUGUUGUUUAUGGCGCCAUUCAGUAUAUCCAUGUAGUGCAUUCUAAUAUGAUUUAUUUUAAGAAAGAAACUAAUGCUAAAGGUUAAUAGUUUUACUUCCAGUUUUAUUGAGUGCAUGGUACACUUACUACAUACAUAUAUCCACAAAAAUGCAACUUGAAAUAAAAUGUGUUGAGCAUUAUCUGAAGCUAGUUCCAGGUUAGUAUUGCACCUCAUGCAGAAGGUGCCGCUGUACUUGACAUGACUGUACUGUUUCACAACCACUGUUGCUUGUCAAGAGUUUAACGUGACCAGGGUCUGGGUCAGAAUUAUUUUAAUUGAAGUAACAUAACUGAUAUAGUUUAUUCCACAAACAAUAACCAAUCAAAGAUACAUGGGAUUCCCAAAUGUAUACAAAGUAAUCUUUGAAUUCUACAUGCAUGUUGUUAUAAACCUUUCCUUUCCAUAAAAUAACAGAAAAUCUCACACACACACACAGACACACACACACAUAUAUAUGUGUGUGUGUGUGUGUGUGUGUGUGUGUGUAUGCAUGCACGGAUAUGAUAAGUGCUAAAGCCUGAAUACUUAGAAUAUGCAUUUAGUUUAAUAUUAUUGGCUGUCAGAUACAUUUGUUCACUGCUAGUUUUUAUUCAUUUUAUUUGUUAAUCAUAUUUACUCUUGUUUAUUACUAUAAUUGUAUGCUUUGUGGUUUUUUGGCUUUUUUUGUAUGAUUUGACUGCAAAACUCAGACCUCAUACCGAUUUUAGUUUUUAUGUUAUGCUACAUUCUGGAGUUUUUAUUAAACAUUAAGACUGUAAAACCUCUGUACUCAUUGCAGUGACUUGCAAUGUUUUGGUCAAAAUAUGCUACAUAUGUUAGCAUUAAUAUAAUUUGUUUGGUUUUUUUUUUCUAUUCCAGUAUAACCCUAUAUAUAGUACUAAACA
Messenger RNA from Polyodon spathula (Mississippi paddlefish), 6208 nucleotides. Its product is annotated as tolloid-like protein 2. The transcript is spliced from 21 exons. Bases 186 to 3263 code for a protein of 1025 amino acids. Lineage: Eukaryota; Metazoa; Chordata; Actinopteri; Acipenseriformes; Polyodontidae. The record is from RefSeq and is a predicted model, not a curated record. Gene Ontology annotation, molecular function: metalloendopeptidase activity; zinc ion binding; calcium ion binding. Gene Ontology annotation, biological process: proteolysis.